Molecule: messenger RNA, 679 nt
Organism: Rhincodon typus (whale shark)
Lineage: Eukaryota; Metazoa; Chordata; Chondrichthyes; Orectolobiformes; Rhincodontidae
Product: dispanin subfamily A member 2b-like
Exons: 2
Coding region: 60-422 (120 amino acids)
Cellular component (GO): plasma membrane
Source: RefSeq, a predicted model, not a curated record
AGAGCGUGUUAUCGACAGGAGCAGAUUCAGUUUGCGCUAUCGCUUGUACUUGCUUUAAGAUGGAUUACAGAACCGGCCAUAUGCCAAUGAAUCCCGUUGCCUACCCAUAUCAAGGGCCGAUGGAAGAUUCCCGGGCGGUGACCACUACCCUCGUUAACAUGGCCCCCAGCGUGACCUCAGUCCGGGACCACUUUCUCUGGUCUAUCUUCAACUUUGCUUUCCUAAACUUCUGCUGCCUGGGUUUCGUGGCACUCGUCUUCUCUGUCAAAUCUAGAGAUCGGAAAGUUGUGGGAGAUGUGGAAGGAGCUCGGCAUUAUGGGUCAACAGCCCGAACACUCAACAUUGUAAUCGCAGUGAUUGUCACCGUUUGCAUUGUACUUUCCAUUGUGAUACCAUUGGCUAUUGUGUUAAGUGCAUAUUGAGCUCAACAACAACAACAGGAACAGCAGCAAAUGAUUAUGUUGGAGUUAAACCAAUGAUAGCAACAUUUCUAUGAGAAUUUUUGUAACAAAACUCUUCAACAUCUUGAUACAUUCUGCCUGUUAUUAUUGCUUUCUAUAUAUAAUGUACAUGUAAGAUUGGCAUGUUUAAAGUGGUUACCUAGAAAAUACACAAUUAUUUCCUACAAAAUCUGACCAAAGCAUGGCUCUAAUUUUAUUAAUAAAGUACAUGAUAACAA